Molecule: messenger RNA, 5188 nt
Organism: Zonotrichia leucophrys gambelii
Lineage: Eukaryota; Metazoa; Chordata; Aves; Passeriformes; Passerellidae
Gene: MIGA1
Product: mitoguardin 1
Exons: 16
Coding region: 187-2016 (609 amino acids)
Biological process (GO): mitochondrial fusion
Source: RefSeq, a predicted model, not a curated record
GUUUCCCUCACGUGGUAGCCGCUCCUCCCGGCUGACAGCGGCCGCUUCUCCCUCUGCCGGAAGCGGAUCCCGCCGGUCUCCGGGCAGCGCCGGGGCCGGAGCGGAGGGAGCUGCCCGUGCCCCGGUGCUCGGCGGGCAGAAUAUUCCAGAGACCAUCUGUGAUUGUUUUCAAGAUAGUUUUGCUUAAUGAGGUAUGGGAGAGAAGGAGCCAUGUCAGAAGAGGCUGUUACUGAGACACGAUUUUCUCUGAAGACAGUAGCUCUACGGGUGUUUCAUCUUCCCCUUUCCUGGUACUAUUCUCUUAACCAGAUAAAGCUUUCCCCAGGGUUAAAGAAACUUUUCACAGUAACAGCAGUGAGUGCAAUAUCUGUGAUUUUUCUGGCCCAUCACUUUAAAAGAAGACGUGGAAAGAAAAACAAGAAAGUGCCACCAUGGGAGCCAGCUCAUCUUGUGUUAGAGUGUACCAAAGCAGCUGCUUCAGAAAAAGGUUCUAGUUGUUCCAGUAGUCGACAAAACUUGACUCUUUCUCUGAGCUCUGCCAAGGAAAAAGGAUCUCAGUCCUGUAUCUAUGCAAAUGGAGGACUUUUCAGUAAAUACUCUGGUUCAGUUCAGAGCCUGGCCUCGGUUCAGAGUGCCACCUCUUGUCACAGUUGUGCUUGUGCCAAUUCUAAUUCCUGGGAUAAAGCAGAUGAAGAUGACCUUAAGCUUGUCAAUAUUCCAGUGACUACACCUGAAAAUUUGUAUUUGAUGGGUAUGGAGCUGUUUGAGGAGGCCCUGAGGCGCUGGGAGCAGGCCCUGACUUUCCGUAACAGGCAAGUUGAGGAUGAAGCAAUCUGUGGUUCCAUUAAGCUGGGAGCAGGAGAUGCAAUUGCAGAAGAAAGUGUAGAAGAUAUCAUUAGUGCUGAAUUCAUUCAUAAGCUUGAAUCCCUUCUUCAAAGAGCUUAUCGUCUUCAGGAGGAGUUUGAAGCCACCCUUGGGGUCUCUGAUCCUGCUGCUCUAGCUAAUGAUAUUGAUAAAAAUACAGACAUUACUGUAAAGGAUAAUGGGGAUGAUUUCUGCCUUCGAGAUACGUUAAGCAUUGCAUCCACGGAUUCCUUUGUUUCCACAGCUGAGCUUUCAGAGCACAGAGAGAUUCGUAGCACGUACGGUCUGGAUUCCCUUUGCCACUGCCCCCUGUAUGAAGAAGCCAUGCACUUAGCAGAAGAGGGCAAAAUUUAUUCACGGGUGUUAAGGACUGAAAUGUUUGAAUGUCUAGGAGACAGUGACUUCCUUGCUAAGCUUCAUUGUAUUCGACAAGCUUUUCAGAUAAUUCUUUCAGAAACAUCAAACAGAAUAUUUCUUGCUGAAAGUGGAAGAAAAAUUUUGUCUGCUUUAAUUGUGAAAGCACGAAAGAAUCCAAAGAAAUUUGAAGAUGUCUUUGAUGAAAUGAUAUAUUUUUUGGAGCAAACAGAUCACUGGGAUAAUACUGAAAUGGAACUUGCUGCUAGAGGAGUGAAAAAUAUGAAUUUUUAUGAUGUUGUCCUGGACUUCAUAUUAAUGGAUUCAUUUGAAGAUUUAGAAAAUCCACCAAUAUCUAUACAGAAUGUAGUAAAUAACCGCUGGUUAAAUUCCUCUUUUAAAGAAACUGCUGUGGCUUCAAGUUGUUGGUCAGUACUGAAGCAAAAAAGACAGCAAAUGAAGGUGCCUGAUGGAUUUUUUGCACAUUUCUAUGCUAUAUGUGAACAUAUCAGCCCUGUUUUGGCUUGGGGCUUUUUGGGCCCUAGAAAUUCACUGUAUGAUCUAUGCUGCUUCUUCAAGGAUCAAGUGCUUUUCUUCCUCAAAGACAUUUUUGAUUUUGAGAAGGUGAGGUACUCAACCAUGGAGAGCCUGGCCGAGGACCUGACGCAGCUGCUGAUGCGGCACACGGAGCUGCUGCUGGCCUACCUGGGGGCAGACUCCCUCAGGCACGUUGGGGCCUGUGUCAGUGGCCACAGGCCUGUCCUGACCACGGGGCUCCUGGAAGCAAAAGUACAGUAAGCUUCAAUCCCUGGCACGUGGCAGGGAGUGCACACAGAUGUGCUCUUUUCCACCCUUUUCUACUGUGGCUGUUACUGAGCAAGCAUCUGGGAAUGCAUCGUGUUGCUAAGUAUGGAAAAGGACUCAGGGAGGUUAAAUGUACAUCUGUGAAAAGAGCUGGGGAGUGUAUUACUGUAUAUACCUAAAUUAAUUUUGCAGCUCAGCUGUCGCUGUAUUUAUAUUUCAUGUAUCCCAAAGCUUUUUUCUGUAAUAUUCGGGUAAAGUUUAUUUAUGAAAUACUGUACUUUUGCACAAAUAAUUCGUAAGUGAAGCUGAUGGAGUUGUUUCCUUUCAAAGCUUAUAGUACAAAAUGUUCAUUGCAGAGUCUCCAAAGCAUUAGGUGUCUAGAUCUAGAAGGUGUUUUGACUGGGGUGUCUGAUUCAUGUGACAUGUGCAAUAAAGGAAUCACACGCACAGAACUGAACAUGUUGCCCCUGCCCCAGAACUCCAUUUGUGUGGGUGUCAGCAGCCAUUUUGUACUACAGUGUGAUGGAGCAGUGCAGGAAAUGCAAGCACCAUUUGGGCAGGAGUGACUGCCAGUAUGCAAUUUUUACUUUAUUUUUAUUUAAAAUAUCUAAACAUCACUAAGGUGUUUUAAAAUACUUCUUUAUAUUUGAAAAGCUAGCUUCACCAAUUAAUUUAAAACUUUCUUGUUCUAAAACCAUUACUACUCAAUAUGGUGGUAAAUGAACCAAUGUUAAUCUCAGUUCAUAUGUAGCAUUUCAAAAUAUAUUUUUAAUAAGUAUGUAUUAUAAGAUUUAUUAAUAAUGAAACAGAAUUGAAGGCAGUGUUUUAUAAUUUAAUAAUUUGUGUCUUCCUCCCUUCUUCGUGGGAAGUCAGGUGUCUGUUUAAGAGGAGAUUUGUGCAAUUGUGGCCAUCUCUGUGCAGUGUAAAACUGUGGCUCAGGCCAUGGAACCCUGAACUUCAGACAGGAGCACAGCACCUUCAGAAGGUAUGAGGCACCUUGCAGCAAUGGCCUUUCCUGUUCCAGAGGUGAUAAAUUAUGAUCUUUGAAUUUCUGUCAACUGAAGCAAUGCUUCACAGUUAGUUUAGGCUCUAAAACUGCUCUUCCAUGCCUUUGCUACACAAAGCCAGCCCACAAGAAUCUAUCCCAUGUCAAGAAAUACAGAGUAAUUUCAAAUAUUCAGAUACUUGAGAAGCAUGUUGUUAAAAUCUAGGAUAUCAAAACAAACUUUGACUAGCAACAUUUCAAAUUUCACGUCAAACACAACCCAAAAGGAUGCUAUUCAAAAUGAGGGCCUGUGUAAUUCACAGAUUUCACUGAAGCCAGCAUUUUGCUCCUUUGUUGUACUCACUUGAUAAAUACAAAAAGUGAUGAAAAUGUGUCAUAUUACUUGUGUGAAAUGCCAACUGAUUAUAGUUUAUUUAACAAAAAAGAGUAUACUCUAUAUGUAAUAAACCAGAAAUUCCAAAUGCUAUUCUUGGCCUAUUUCCACUGUUUAACUUGCUGAGCUUGGCACCAUCCUCCUUGCUGUAUUUUUUUUUCUCUGCAAUGUGUCUUCAAUACAGGCAUGUGAAGUUUUUUUCACCCACCUCUCUUAAGUUUUGAGAAGACAAAUAUGUUUAAGCUAUGUGCAUUUUGGCAGCUUUUUGCAAGUUAUGAAAGAAAUUAUAUUUAACAAUAAGGGUGUCUUGCUGGAUUCAGAAUCGAUAGGAAUAGCUGGAAAUAGAAGGAACAGAGUAAGUGUUCUGCAUAUUCUACAGCAAAUGUAUGACCUGUAGCUAACAGAGCAAAGUGUCUGCUGUGAUUUGUCUGGUCUAAUUAAUUUGUAUGAAGAAAAUUAUACCUUAACAUAUAUCACAAAGAAACAGAAAUGCACUUCUUCACGGAAUUAGAGGUAUAUUGAGAUUUUCAUAUUAUUUACAAAAAGCUCUUGAAGAAACGGAGUUGCAGAUGAGAUUAUAAAUGUUUCCAGACACUUGGAAAAAAAUUAAACCUGGAAACUUGGUCUUCUGUCAAAAACAAAAGGAUUGUUUUAAACAGAAGAAUAAGAAAGGUCUAAUCAAACACCAUACUAUUUAGAAAAUGGGGAGAAUUUCAUAAUAUCUGACUUCAGCAUUUGUGUCCCUUUCAAACUGGAGCACUUCUGUACACUCACAGAGCUCAAAAGUCCACAGAGUUGGACUGGAAAUUGAACCAAUGUAUUUCCCAUACAAAAUAAGAAAUACAGGAUCUGGUUGUUGUAAGAUGCCACCAACAAAGACUUGAUUGAAAAACGGUAAAGAAACCAAAAAAAGAAGGGGAUAGAGAAACAGUGAAAUGUCCAGGCACAGGGGCUUUUGGUCUCCUCUGAGUCUUUUUCAAUCUUUUUCUAAAAGAUCUAUUCUGAGUGUGUAACUUGCUCCAGAGAGAUGCCAGCUGCAGUGGGGGAAGGCUCUGUCCUUGCAGCACAGAGCUGCAGCCAGCUCUCACAGCCUGCCCCUUGGGCUGGACACAGCACUUGUUGAUAACCAGCCCUGCGGCUAAAGAAUGCAGAAGUGCACCAUCUCUGCAAACACAAGUGCCAGAGCUGCACCACAGCAGUGAUAGCAUGAUGCAGUUCUACUCUAGGUAAUUCAUGAUCAGACUCAGAAUUUACUUUAUAGUGUCUAAAUUUAGGCAGUUUUGAAUGAUACCUUCGAUCCUAAUAAGAACAAACUAAAUUUAAAAGCCAUCCUCUUCUUCCAUAACGGUACUCCUAAGAUUAGAAAUGUUGAAUGCAUAGGGAUUAUGAAGAAUCAAAUAUUUAUAUCAUUUGUAAUUUAGUUGUAAUAAUAAUUUUACUUUAAAUGUGUUCUUAAUGAUUAUUAUUCUUCCUUUUUGUAGUUUGGUUUCUGUCAAAGUAAAUGUGUCAAAUCAAGUGUCAGUAAGAGUAUUUGUGACCUUUCUAUUGCCUAAAUGAACUGCAGCUGUGUAUAUAAAAUAAAAUAUUUCAGUGAAACAACUGUUGCUCAUAUAACUGUAUCUGAAACUUAAAUCUGAACAGUUCUUGAAAUCUAAUGCAAAAUCAUUUAAUAUGGGAGGAAUUUUGAUACCAGUUAGUCAUCCUGAAAUUGGAGUUUUCUGCCUGCAAUCAACCAAGAGCUACUAUUACGAAAUUUAUUAAAUAAAUUUAAAAAAUAUUGUAUGGGA